AUGCUGCUGUGGGUGUCACUGCUGGUCCUGGCUCCUGUCAAUUUCGUCAGCGGACAAUUUGCUACCGAACCAAAAUCUGUAAUUUCCCUCCAUCCUCCAUGGACCACUGUCUUCCAAGGAGAGAAAGUGACACUGACUUGCAAAGCAUUUCCCUUUGAUGCACCAGAGAAAAUAAAAUGGUACCAUUGGUAUCUUCAGGGAAAAAUGCAACCUGAAAUCUCAGGAAACACCCAUGAGGUCUAUGAAUCUGGAGAUUACAAAUGCCAGGCCCAGAACUCACUCCUAAGUAAUCGUGUGGAAUUACUCUUUUCUUCAGCCAACCUGAUCCUGCAGGCUCCAAGUGAUGUGUUUGAAAACGAGUCUGUGCUUCUGAGAUGCCGAGCAAAGGUGAACACAGUAGUGAAUAGUAUGAGGCUGUCCAAGAAUGGAAAACACCUGGAGGUCCUUGAGAAAACCAAUGAAUUCCAUAUUCAUCAAGCAAGCCUGAAGGACAAUGGUGAUUAUCACUGUACUGGAGUUAAGGAAGAUGGUCACUUGGUUUCUUCAAACCAAGUCAAAAUCACAGUCCAAGAGCUGUUUCCAAGUCCUGUGCUGAGAGCCAGCUCCACCCAGCCCACUGAAGGGGACACCGUCACCCUGACCUGUGAGACCCGGCUCUCUCCACAGAGGUCAGAUGUCCAGCUCCAGUUCUACUUCUUCAGCGACAGUUGGUCCCAGCGGUCAGACUGGAGAAACUCCCCAGAAUUCCAGAUCCACACCAUACGGAGCAAAGAAUCAGGGUCUUACUGGUGCCAGGCACAGAGCGUGACUCCCCCUGUCCAGAAAUACAGCCAGAGAAUACAGAUACAGGUGAAAAAAGCUGUUCCUGACAUCCGAAUAUACUCCAACUCACAGCUGGUGUUUGAAGGGCAGGAGCUGGUUCUCAUCUGCUCAGUAAAUGGAGUUUCAGGGCCCAUCACCAUCUCUUGGUACAGAAAACACAACAAGCUGAGGGCAGAAACAAAGCCUCACACUUCCCGCAAAACAGAAUUGAAGAUCCCUGUGGUGCAAAAGAGCGAUGCUGGAGAGUAUUACUGUGUUGCCAAGGAUGGCCGCUCCUCCUUCCACAGUGACCCAGUGACCAUUAGUGUGCAAGUCCCCGUGUCUCAACCUGUCCUCACCCUCAGCCCUCCUGGGACCCGGACUGUUGUGGGAGAUGAGGUCAGCCUUCAGUGUGAAGUUCCGACAGGUUCUCUGCCCAUCUCGUAUCAGUUUUUCCAUGGAGGUGUGUUGCUCAAGAGGAUAGAAGGCACUUUAUGGAGAACAGCGCCCUAUAGAUUCUCUCUGACUGCAGAGCAUUCCGGGAACUACUACUGCACAGCUGACAAUGGCCUUGGCCCCCAGUCCAGUGAGGCCGUGAGACUCUCUGUCACAGUCCCCGUGUCUCAACCUGUCCUCACCCUCAGCCCUCCUGGGACCCGGACUGUUGUGGGAGAUGAGGUCAGCCUUCAGUGUGAAGUUCCGACAGGUUCUCUGCCCAUCUCGUAUCAGUUUUUCCGUGGAGGUGUGUUGCUCAAGAGGAUAGAAGGCACUUUAUGGAGAACAGCGCCCUAUAGAUUCUCUCUGACUGCAGAGCAUUCCGGGAACUACUACUGCACAGCUGACAAUGGCCUUGGCCCCCAGUCCAGUGAGGCCGUGAGACUCUCUGUCACAGUCCCUGUGUCUCAACCUGUCCUCACCCUCAGCCCUCCUGGGACCCGGACUGUUGUGGGAGAUGAGGUCAGCCUUCAGUGCAAAGCUCAGAGAGGUUCUCUGCCCAUCUCGUAUCAAUUUUAUCGUGAAGGUGUGUUGCUCACAAAGAUAGAAGGCACUUUACAGAGAACAGCGUCCUAUAGCUUCUCUCUGACUGCAGAGCGUUCCGGGAACUACUACUGCACAGCUGACAAUGGCCUUGGCCCCCAGUCCAGUGAGGCCGUGAGACUCUCUGUCAUCGUUCCAGUAUCUCGCCCUGUCCUCACCCUCAGGGCUCCCAGGGCCCAGGCUGUGGUGGGGGAUGUGGUUGAGCUUCACUGUGAGGCCCGGAGAGGCUCUCCCCCGAUCCUGUACCGGUUUUAUCGUGAGGAUGCCGCCCUGGGGAGCAGCUCAAGUCCCUUUGGAGCGGGAGCUUCCUUCAAUUUCCUUCUGACAGUAGAGCAUUCUGGGAACUACUUCUGUGAGGCCAGCAAUGUCCAGGGCACCCAGCGCAGCGACACAGUGUCACUCAGUGUCAGAGUUCCAGUGUCUCGCCCUGUCCUCACCCUCAGGGCCCCCAGGGCCCCGGCUGUGGUGGGGGACAUGGUUGAGCUUCACUGUGAGACCCGGAGAGGCUCUCCCCCGAUCCUGUACCGGUUUUAUCAUGAGGAUGUUGCCCUGGGAAGCAGCUCAAGUCCCUCUGAAGGAGGAGUGUCCUUCAGCCUCCCUCUGACCACAGAACAUUCUGGAAACUACUCCUGUGAGGCUGCCAAUGACCUGGGAGCCCAGCGCAGUGAGGUGGUACCUCUCAAUGUCAUAGUUCCAGUGUCUCGCCCUGUCCUCACCUUCAGGGCCCCCAGGGCCCAGGCUGUGGUGGGGGACAUGGUAGAGCUUCACUGUGAGGCCCAGAGAGGCUCUCCCCCUAUCCUGUACCAGUUUUAUCACGAGAAUGUCACCCUGGGGAACAACAUGUCCCACUCUGGACAAGGAGUGUCCCUCAAGCUGUCACUGACCACAAAUCAUUCUGGGACCUACUCCUGUGCAGCCGACAAUGGACUGGGUCCGCAGUGCAGCGAGGCAGUGACACUUUUCAUCACAGGGCUGACAGGCGGCAGAAGUAGCCCUGUUGCCACUGGUGUCACCGGGGGACUGCUCGGCAUCAUGGUUCUUGCUGCUGUGGCACUGCUGUUCUACUGGUGGCUCCCAAGAAAAGCAGGAGGAAAGCCUACAUCUGACUCCUCCAGUAACCCUUCAGCUUUGGACCCCCAAGAGCCCACCUACCACAAUGUACCAAGCUGGAUAGAACUGCAACCAGUGUACAGCAAUGUAAAUCCUAACGGAGGCGACGUGGUGUACUCAGAAGUCCGGACUGUGAAGGGGGAGGACAAACAGGCAGCUGCCUCUACAGCAGAACUUAUCAAGAACACGGAUUCCUGCGUCAUCUACUCCCAGGUGAAGGGGGCGUCCACCGCAGCCCCUAAGCCCCAGCUCUCGGCUUCAUCCACUCCUCACAGAUGAGUCCACACAG
Molecule: messenger RNA, 3238 nt
Organism: Hippopotamus amphibius kiboko
Lineage: Eukaryota; Metazoa; Chordata; Mammalia; Artiodactyla; Hippopotamidae
Gene: FCRL5
Product: Fc receptor like 5
Exons: 18
Coding region: 1-3228 (1075 amino acids)
Biological process (GO): cell surface receptor signaling pathway
Molecular function (GO): transmembrane signaling receptor activity
Source: RefSeq, a predicted model, not a curated record